Cooperia oncophora is the source of this 636-nucleotide messenger RNA. The record is from the annotation of a GenBank genome assembly. Lineage: Eukaryota; Metazoa; Nematoda; Chromadorea; Rhabditida; Trichostrongylidae.
AUGAAUCUGUCAUCUUUGGUAGGACAACUGACGACUUCUCCCAAAUGGGGUGAUUUUGCAGCUGAGGUGCUCGAACAUGGUCCAAACCCCAGAAAUGGUACAAAAUCCGACGAAGCUCAUCCACCCAUUCAUCCUCUGAAACAUGUUCCAGACGGCACACUACAAGGAAACGAUUGGCGAGUGUACGAGUUAAUUGUACGUCACUUCUUGGCGUGUGUCUCAUGGGAUGCUAAGGGUCGAGAGACACGAGUUCGGAUGAGAAUUGGAGGAGAGACGUUUCACGCCACUGGCCUCUGUGUUCAGGACCUAGGCUACUUACGAGUGUAUAUCUAUGACAAAUGGAGUAAUAAAGUGAUUCCAACAUACCUGGAAGGAGAAACACUCAUUGAUUAUCGUCUUCGUAUAGCAGAUGGACAAACGCAACCACCUGAAUUACUCAACGAAGCCGAUUUGAUUGCUCUCAUGGACAAGUACGGUAUCGGUACAGACGCGACGCAUGCUGAACAUAUAGAGAAGAUUAAGACAAGACAGUAUGUGGGUGUUCGUGAAGAUGGACGUUUCCUUCCUGGAUUUCUCGGUCUCGCUCUUGUCGAUGGUUAUGACGCUACGGGUUUGUUUGAAAAAUAUGCAAAUUGA